Molecule: messenger RNA, 1404 nt
Organism: Phanerochaete carnosa HHB-10118-sp
Lineage: Eukaryota; Fungi; Basidiomycota; Agaricomycetes; Polyporales; Phanerochaetaceae
Exons: 2
Coding region: 1-1404 (467 amino acids)
Source: RefSeq, a predicted model, not a curated record
AUGAACAUCACACGACUGCUGAAGCUACUCAACGACACCCUCGGAACCAGAUACCCGCUGGGCAAGCCAGAGCUAGAGCAGUGCCUCGAUCACGUCCUCCGCACCUCGCAAGACUUUGGCCAAGCGUACGGCAUCCUACGGCGCCACUGGCGAUCCGACUUUACUCGGCUGCUCUCCGACCUUGCUGGAGAUCAAAAGAAGGACAGAUUGGCCCGGCAAAAUGCAUUGGUUGAUGGCUAUAUUUGCAACUCGGAGGUGCCCCCACGGCGCGUGUGGGACCUCUACAGCAACCGCGUCCUGCCGCUUUAUGCUAUCAAUCGAGGCCGCGAUUUGCAUGAGAUCCCCGACGAAGUCUGGACUGUAUCGCACAGCUGGGUCCACGAAAGCGCCCACAUCGAUGUCUCGACCUCAAUCAACGGCAAUCAGUGGCCCGUCCCUAUCCCGAACGACACCACCCUUGACCACGUUCGAGUCGAGCUCCUUAAUCUCGGCGCAGAGUAUGCCUGGUUGGACGUUCUGUGCCUGAGGCAACGGGGACGUCCGGAGGACGAGGAGCAGAGGAAGGAGGAGUGGAAGCUCGACGUCCCCACCAUCGGUCAUGUAUACUCGUCAUCGGGUAGGCCGUGCGUGACAUAUUUCAAUGGCCUGGGCCUCCCUUUCAACCCGUCUUCACAAAUACUGUCUUCCACUCGCCACUGGUUGAACCGUGUCUGGACGGUGCAAGAGGCCACCGACAGCUGGUUGCCCGGUGGUGCUACCGGAGCGGCGUGUGCAAACACGCUGCAUUUCUUCCAACAUCACCUGCCGCGAUCCAUCCUGAAGAAGGAACUCGACAGGGUCCACAGCCUCGCAUACAUCCUGAGAUGCAAGACAUUGCCGAUUUACGACGAAGGAAUAUCGCCAGAGCUCACUUGGAUCACGCUUCUCAAGCAUAUGACCACAGAUUCACGAGCCAAAGUCGCCUUGCGCCACGCAAAGUGUCGUCCGGAUGACACUUCAUUAUUUCCCUCGUGGGCGGACUUCAUGCAAUGCGAGCAGGAAGAUUCUGAUCCUGCCUCGGAUGAUCUCUAUUCCUCAUCUGGCCUGUACCUUCUGGACGACUUGCCCCUUCGCAUGCCUGAGCCAGGGACCUAUUUUCACAAGGCCGUUCAUUCGUACGGCCCUGUUAGUAUCGAUUGCGAGCAUAAGGAAAACGAAUCCGGCCGUGAGACGUUCAAGCUCCAAACCGCAGGCGCAAGCGGGAAUCUCUCGUGCUACGAGAUCCAAGAUUGCAAGGUCAGUGGUACAUUUUUACGAAGCAUGAAGUACGUCAUCUUGGAACUCUCCUUGAAGACCUGGCUUAUCGUGGAGGUGAUUGGGGAGCGGCAGAUUAAGGAAAACACAGCACUGGAGGUGGUUAAGUGA